AUGGAUGAGGCAGUUCCGAUGUCAACCACUACCUCUAUGAAGACCAUAGAAGUUACGAGAAACCUAUUGGCCUCAUAUGGGUUACCUGAAGAGAUGGUAUCGGACAAUGGCCCACAGUUUACUUCUGCGGAAUUCAAGGAAUUCCUCCAAAAGAAUGGCAUUACGCAAACAUUGUCACCUCCGUAUCAUCCAUCUUCCAAUGGAGCAGCACAGAGAGCAGUUCAGUUGGUGAAAACAGCGCUAAAGAAACACAAGUUGGCAAAGAGAAAAGGUUCAGAGAACUUCUCAGUCAAGCAAAAGUUAGCAAGUUUCUUACUCACCUAUAGGGCAACGCCGCAUUCUGUUACUGGAGUCAGCCCAGCUGAGUUGUUCCUUGGGAGGAAAUUAAGAAUUAUAUUAUCUUUACUCAAACCGGACAUAAACAAGAAAGUACAGCAAGAACAACAGAAACAGAAGAUAGCACAUGAUAAAACUAAUUCUGUGCGUGAACUAGCUGUAAAUCAACCAUGUCGAGUGAGAAACACUGGGAAUGGAAAGGAAGAGAAGUGGAUCCCAGGUAGAGUGGUCAGAAGGUUAGGCCCCCUCGCAUACAUGGUAAGGGUUGGAACAAAGACUCGUUAUGUUCACAUUGAUCAUUUAGUACCAGCGCAAGACAACAUUCCACAUGUUCGGGUUGAGAAGUCCAGUGAAUUAGCAGAGACAAUCAUGACAGAUUUUAGUGAAGUACCAUAUGCAUUGUCAGCAGAGUUACCUGUGCAGGCCACACCUGUUCCAGAGACUGUGACAGAACCUGUUGGAGGUAAAUCACCAAGAAAACUGCGUCAUAAAGUUAGGACACCCAAGUGCAGUGACACCAAAUAUGGCAUUUACACAGAGACCCUGAACAAAACCGAUGUCCAGUUAAAAGACUGGAUCUGUGACUGUUGCAGAACGGUGUUAUAUUGA
This is a messenger RNA of Haliotis rufescens (red abalone), 945 nucleotides long. RefSeq lists its product as uncharacterized. The record is from RefSeq and is a predicted model, not a curated record. Gene Ontology annotation, molecular function: nucleic acid binding. Bases 1 to 945 code for a protein of 314 amino acids. Gene Ontology annotation, biological process: DNA integration. Lineage: Eukaryota; Metazoa; Mollusca; Gastropoda; Lepetellida; Haliotidae. The transcript has a single exon.